AUUAAAAUUAAAACAAUUUUUUAUCUUAAUUUUGAUUGCGAUCGUAAUUGGCCUCCAGCAUUCCGGGAUUGAAAUAAGGGAAAUUACGACCGGCAAUUGAGAUAUGUAUGUGAUAAUCCUGGCCUCUCAUCACCCUCGUCUCGCCUCUCGCUCACACCCAAUUUCGGCUCUGGCCACAUCAACUGCCUCGUUUCUCCUCCCUCAAGCCGCCGCCGUUUGCUACUCUCCUUUUCCGAUUCUGCCGAGCAACAACAGCGGCAUCUCCGGCUCCGAUUCUCGACCAACAACAUCCCCCUAUUCCCUGCUUCGGCUGACAGCACCAGCCAAACACCAUUCAUUUAAGUAUUCCUUCUUAUUUCAUUUGAUUCUCUGUUCUAUCUUCUUAUUUCGUCUUUCACUAUCUCAUAUUCUUACAAAAGUAAAACUAUGAUAUAUUGGGCACUCAUACCUCAGGAUAUAGAAGAUUGAAAAGGGGUAUCUAAUGUGAGCUCGAUAUAAUUCUAUGUUGUAUUUUCUGGGAAUAUGGUGAAGAAAUUACAAGUAUUGGGCACUCUUACCUCAGGAUAUAAAUAAGUUGAGCUUCAUUAAAACAGAUUGUAAUAUUCUUUAAAAUUCAUUAAAACUGUUUUUAAAAGUGAAAUUUAUGUUUCUAUUAAUAGUUUGUUUCCAUGUAGUGUGUAUUGGUGAGUAUCGGGGGCUUGGUGGUUGGUAAAUAGAUGCUUGUUUUAGGAGUUACAUGACAUCUACUAUGAAUGAAAAACACUGUGCUUUUUCGUAGGAAUGGAGGUUGGGUGUCUGUAUUCCCAUUUCAGCACAACUCCUUUCUCGCAUUGUAAAAGGACAUGCCUCAAGUUCGACUAUCUGAAAUGUAGCACACGGCGAGGUCUUAGUUCAUUUGAUUCUUUAAAGAGCACUUCCAAUACACUCUGCCAAUUGAACUUACGAAUCUCAUUAGAGAAGUCAAGUCACAUUCGAGCUUUGAUCAUUAAGUGCGACCAUCCUCAAAAUGCAGAUUUUCCUCGUUAUUAUUCUAAAAAAGAAAAGAAACCAUUUCCUAUACCUAUUAUUGAGUUACGGCGAAAUGCCAGGGAGAGGCUGAAAAACCGUAAUAACCAACCAAGAGCACCUGUCCCACCUCCAAAAAUAGGGUUGGUGGUUAAAAGACUAAUUCCUCUUGCAUACAAAGUGUUGAAUGCGAGAACAACAUUAGUUAACAAUCUCAAGAAACUUCUGAAAGUGAUGCCUGUCAACGCCUGCAAGUGGUGUAAUGAAAUUCAUGUAGGUCCUAUUGGGCAUCCUUUCAAGUCUUGCAGAGGAUCACGAGCUUCCAUUCGUAAAGGGGCUCAUGAAUGGGGUAAAGCAGAUGUCGAGGACAUAUUGGUACCACUUGAGGCAUACCACUUGUAUGAUCGUCUUGGUAACCGUAUUACUCAUGAUGAGAGAUUUUCUGUCCCAAGAGUUCCCGCAGUAGUUGAGCUCUGCAUUCAAGCAGGAGUAGACCUGCCUGAAUAUCCUACCAAAAGAAGAAGAAAACCCAUCAUACGCAUUGGAAAAAAGGAGUUUGUUGAUGCUGAUGAGAGUGAGCUGCCCGACCCCGACCCAGAAGCUCCAAAGCCAGAAAUAUUGGCUGAAAUACCAGAUUCUGAAAUUGUACCACCAUCUAGCAAAGAAGAUAUAACAUUGCUUGCUGAGGAAACUCUACAAGCAUGGGAAGAAAUGAGAGAUGGAGCCCGGAGGUUAAUGAAGAUGUAUCCUGUAAGAGCUUGUGGUUACUGCCCCGAAGUGCACAUAGGCCCGAGUGGACACAAAGCCCAGAACUGUGGAGCUCAUAAGCACCAGCAGCGUAACGGGCAACACGGGUGGCAGGCAGCAGUUCUUAAUGACUUAAUUCCCCCUAGAUACGUGUGGCACGUACCUGAUGUUGAUCAGCCUAUGGAGAGGGAGCUCAGGAACUUCUACGGCCAGGCACCUGCAGUGGUUGAAUUAUGUGUACAGGCCGGUGCUGAUGUGCCUGAGCACUACAAACCAACCAUGAGGUUGGAUGUGGGAAUUCCUACAAAUGUUGGGGAAGCAGAAAUGGCUGUUUGAUAUCUUUCCCAUUUCAAUGCCAGGUAAGUUUGUCAUCAACUAGUUUAUACAACUGUUAGUGAAAACCAAUUAUAUAUAUAUGACAAGGUAUCAAGAAAGAACAUCAACUCUCUCUCUUUGUUAAGUUGUUUUGCUCCAAACAGUACCAGUGGUCAGAGAAUUUCAUUGCUUGAAACAUUUGAAAAAUGAUGGUUGAGAACAGGAAAAGUGAAAUAAAGUUGAUUAUAUCUGAAUUACAACCGACAAAUCCGGUCCCUUUUUCUUCAUCAGCCAUUGCCAGAAGCUGCAGAUGAGAGUUCUCUCCGCCAACCACCACCACCCUGCAGCGGCUCCUGCCCCAUUGUCCCUGCUCAGGCAAGUUGGCGUUGUGGCCUGCGCUGCAGUGGCUUUAGCUUUAGCUCUUGUUUAGGGCCUUCACUUGAUGCACAUUAGUAAAAGUUUCAUAGUUUAGAAGUUUGUAUUUCAGAUUUUAAGACGUUGUGCCCUAUUUCAAGAAUGCUUGUAUUUCGUUUAAUAUAAUCAUUUGUUAAUUUCUUCUUUCUCA
Messenger RNA from Salvia miltiorrhiza (redroot sage), 2632 nucleotides. RefSeq names its product APO protein 2, chloroplastic-like. The coding region runs from base 781 to 2088 and encodes 435 amino acids. The record is from RefSeq and is a predicted model, not a curated record. Gene Ontology annotation, molecular function: RNA binding. Lineage: Eukaryota; Viridiplantae; Streptophyta; Magnoliopsida; Lamiales; Lamiaceae. The transcript has 3 exons.